Andrographis paniculata is the source of this 1260-nucleotide messenger RNA. RefSeq lists its product as uncharacterized. The transcript has 2 exons. Bases 1 to 1260 code for a protein of 419 amino acids. NCBI's taxonomy places the organism in Eukaryota, Viridiplantae, Streptophyta, Magnoliopsida, Lamiales, Acanthaceae. The record is from RefSeq and is a predicted model, not a curated record.
AUGUUUUGCACCUGUGGCCAAAAGGUCACUGUAAGAUUGGUUUUAGCAGUUGCAGUUGCAAGAGGAUGGAGAAUUCAACAAAUUGAUGUGAAUAAUGCUUUCUUACAUGGAGCUUUGGAGGAAGAACUAUAUCUCAAGCCACCACCUGGUUACUCUGCUACUUCAGAUCAAGUGUGUAGAUUAAAGAAGUCUCUCUAUGGACUCAAACAGGCACCACGUGUGUGGUAUAAAACUCUUGCUAAUAAGGUCUUACAGUUUGGUUUUGAAAAAUCCCCCCAUGAUCAUUGUCUGUUCUUCAAGUAUAUUGGUGCAGAAAUUUUGGUUUUAACUGUUUAUGUGGAUGACAUCCUGCUGACAGGAUCCUCACCAAAACUCAUGGAUGAAGUCAAACUAUAUCUUCACCAAGCUUUUACAAUCAAGGAUUUUGGAGAGGCCAACUAUUUUCUUGGAUUGGAAAUAAAAUUACUACCAGAUGUGAUGAUUUUGACUCAAAGGCAGUAUAUCUUUGAUAUCCUUGAUGAUAUGAAUAUGCUAGAAACCAAAUCUACAGCCACUCCUUUGCCUACUGGUUUGAAGCUCUCUGCUAAAGAUGGUGAACCUCUUGCUGAUGCAUCAAGGUACCGUAGAUUAAUUGGAAGGUUGCUGUAUUUGAACUUCUCUAGACCGGAUGUAACUUUUGCCACACAGCAAUUGAGUCAAUUCACGAGUGAACCUACUAUCACUCAUUGGAGGGCAGCAACACACUUACUAAGAUAUCUUAAGGGAACCAUGAAUCACAGCUUGGCAUUUGAUUCAACAUCUUCAUUGCAGUUGGAAGCCUAUUGUGAUGCAGAUUGGGGCACAUGCCCUGACUCAAGAAAAUCUAUCACUGAUUAUUGUGUGUUCCUUGGAUCUAAUCUUAUCUCUUUGAAAGCUAAGAAGCAGUCUACAGUAAGCAUCUCAUCAACAGAAGCCGAGUAUAGGAGUAUGAGCACAACAACAAGCGAACUGCUUUGGAUUUCCUAUCUUCUGAAUUCAUUGAAGGUGACUGUGUCACAACCUAUUCCAUUGCACUGUGACAACUUAUCAGCACUACAUAUAGCUCGUAAUCCGGUGUUCCAUGAAAGAACAAAACACAUUGAGAUUGCAUGCCAUUUUGUCACACAUCAUGUCUUGACUGGUUUCAUAUCUUUGGUUCAUUCCAAUGUUCAAAAAUUUGCACUCCAAGCUGUGCAUGAUCACGCUUGGUUCGAGAAGAGGGUGUCAAGAAUUGAAGAAUAA